AUGAUUAAAAGAUAAAAAUCUAAAUAAAGUAUCUCUCUAGAAGAAUAAAUUGAUGAAGAUAAAAGAAAGGAAGAUAUUAUCUAAAAAUUACUAUAAACAAGUACUAAUUUACAAUACAAAUAAUUACCAAUAAUAAAAUUCGAUUUGAAUGAAAAUGAGCUAUAAACAAAUGAUAUUAUUUAUCAUCCAAAUAAAUAAUCUUAUCCAGAAUAUAUAACACCACAAAUUGUAUAAAACAAUCUUGAAAUGGUUAAAGAAAAUCUAAAAAUAGUAAUUCAUGAAAAAUUUGAAGAAUCUAAAUGUCUCAAUUGGUUAUAAUUGAUUAUUGAAUUCAUCAAAGUUAUGGCUUAUUGUAAUGUGUUAAUAUCAGAUGGAUGCUCUAAUCAAAAGACACUAUGGUUUUUUCUAAUGUUUAUUCAUGAUGUAAUCUUGAACUUUAAAUUUAUAAGAUUGCCUAAAUUGCAAUUAUAAUUAAAAUUGUUAACACAAUACCUGCUUAAUUUAAUAGUAAAUUGAAGACAGAGAGAUUAACUAAAAUUAGGAGGGAAUCCAAAUAUCCCAUGGCUGGUAGAUACUCAUAUUAUGGAUAAUUGAUGUCCGAUAUAGAUAAAAUUGAAAGUCAAAUGUAUUAUUAAAAUGAUUAAUCAUAAACUUCAAGAUCCAUAAAAUAUCAUUCACUAGAAAAAUAUAAUUAAAUGUAGCAAAAUUAUCUUAUAUUUAUAGUUUUUAUCUUAUUUUGGUGAUUUGGGGAAUUCUACAAUUAGGUUAAAUUUGUUAAUCAGAUAUUGUACUAUACACUUUUUAAGGUUUCAUUAUGUUAGGUAUUAUUACUUUAAUCUUAAAAUUUAUAUAUUUUCUAUCUUUUAAAUUUUGUAUUGGAGUUGUUAUAGCAAAUUAUCUUAUGAUUGCUAAAAAAAAUAUUGAAAAUAAUGUAAUAUAUUAAAUUAUUUAAAUUUAGGAAAUUAUUUAGAAUUUAAUAAAAUAAACAAAAAGUAAUUAUGAAUUUGAAAUUUGUUAUUUAUGCUCAAUAUAGAUUAAAUAAUUAACCUAAUAUAUUGAUUUACCUUGUAAUUAAUUGUAAAUUUAUAGAUUUUAAUAUUAUAUAGACAUAGAUUUCAUGAUAAAUGCAUAUCAAAAUGGUUAUAAUCACAUUUAUGUUGUCCUGUUUGUCUUGAACCAAUUGAUUUGAUGACUUUGUAAAUGAAAGUACUGGCUUGA
Messenger RNA from Paramecium primaurelia, 1218 nucleotides. NCBI's taxonomy places the organism in Eukaryota, Ciliophora, Oligohymenophorea, Peniculida, Parameciidae. The record is from the annotation of a GenBank genome assembly.